Phlebotomus argentipes is the source of this 369-nucleotide messenger RNA. RefSeq names its product anaphase-promoting complex subunit 13. Gene Ontology annotation, biological process: protein K11-linked ubiquitination. Gene Ontology annotation, cellular component: anaphase-promoting complex. Lineage: Eukaryota; Metazoa; Arthropoda; Insecta; Diptera; Psychodidae. The record is from RefSeq and is a predicted model, not a curated record. The transcript has 3 exons. Bases 100 to 339 code for a protein of 79 amino acids.
GAGGCACGUCAGCUGAUUCGAUGAGUUGUGUGUUUUCUUGGAGAAGAGCGCGUCGUUCCGUGAGAAAAGAUCAUUUUCAGUGCGGAUUUCGCAAGUAGAAUGGACAGUCAGGCACCUUGUGAUGGUUAUCUGCUGGAAGUGAUUGACAACAAGUGGCGCCAAGACGAGCUUCCGCACGAUCAGAUUGCGGUGCCAAUUGAGAAUCUGCCGGAUCUGGAGGCGGACAAUGGAGAUUCCCAUUUAACGCUCAAGGAACAGGAGCAAAAGUGGAAUGAUCUAGCUCUGGGAUCGCUGGCACCCGAAUUGGCGCUCACUGACCAGAAUAUCGGUGGUAUCUGAGCCACGCCCAGCACAGUGAAUCAGUGAUUA